Molecule: messenger RNA, 282 nt
Organism: Dissoconium aciculare CBS 342.82
Lineage: Eukaryota; Fungi; Ascomycota; Dothideomycetes; Mycosphaerellales; Dissoconiaceae
Product: ribosomal protein S19/S15
Exons: 4
Coding region: 1-282 (93 amino acids)
Biological process (GO): ribosomal small subunit assembly; translation
Cellular component (GO): ribosome; cytosolic small ribosomal subunit
Molecular function (GO): structural constituent of ribosome; RNA binding
Source: RefSeq, a predicted model, not a curated record
AUGAGGGCAACAUUGGCGCUCUGCAAGCGCUCGGUAUGGAAAGGACCUCACAUCGUCCCACUCCCGAUCAUUCGUGGAGCACCAGGCGACCGUAUCCCUCCCGUUCGAACGCAGGCACGGAGUGCGACGAUCUUGCCCAACUUUGUGGGACUUGUCUUCCAAGUGCACAAUGGCAAGGCGUACACAGAUGUGCGCAUAACUGAAGACAUGGUUGGACAUAAAUUGGGAGAAUUCUCGCCUACGCGCAAACGCUUCACAUUCAAGCAGAGCAAGAACAAAUAA